ACAAAUUGUCCAAUAAUCGAUUUUCACGAGUCACUCACUCACCACCGACCCGUGUCCCACCUGUUAAGAUACACAUAGUCAGACGAUUCAGGCCCAUUCCCAUACCUCACGACCAAUAACCAAAUAUACAUUCGUCCCAUCCUCGAUCUUAAUCCACUACAAACUCAAAACACAGUGUUGAGAGAGAGACGAUCAAAACAGCUUUUAUUUCAUCGUUGCAUAUAUGUAUAUUAUAUAUUUGUAUAAAGGUUAGUGCUUUGUUGGUGGCAGCACAUGAAAGAUGCGCACAAUCCUGUAUUGUUACUUCUUCGCAUCAUCUCGGUAGUGUACGCCCUAUUGGCCUCGUGUGCGCCGUUUGCGGAGGCUCCUAAGCUGCGCCCUCCUUUCUCCUCCAACGACACAAUCGCCACCACAACAGCAAUCGACAACGGUGAUAAAACCAUCAAUCUCUCAGAGAUCGGCGGCUCGAGCCUCGGGACCAUGUCCAAAGCUCGAGUCUACGCGGACGUCAAUGUCCUUCGCCCUAGAGAGUACUGGGAUUACGAGUCGCUCACCGUUCAGUGGGGAGAUCAAGAUGAUUAUGAGGUUGUUCGAAAGGUUGGAAGGGGAAAAUACAGUGAAGUUUUUGAAGGUAUAAAUGUCAACAGCAACGAGCGGUGCAUAAUUAAAAUCCUGAAACCUGUUAAGAAGAAAAAGAUAAAGAGAGAGAUAAAGAUACUUCAGAACCUCUGUGGGGGCCCAAAUAUUGUCAAACUUCUUGACAUUGUCAGAGAUCAGCACUCAAAAACUCCUAGCUUGAUAUUUGAGUAUGUAAACAGUACAGAUUUCAAAAUUCUGUAUCCCACAUUGACAGACUAUGACAUACGUUACUACAUAUAUGAGCUUCUCAAGGCAUUAGAUUAUUGUCACUCACAAGGUAUAAUGCAUAGAGAUGUCAAGCCUCACAAUGUUAUGAUAGACCAUGAGUUGCGAAAACUUCGCUUGAUAGAUUGGGGUCUCGCUGAAUUCUACCAUCCUGGCAAGGAAUAUAAUGUUCGUGUUGCUUCAAGAUACUUCAAGGGGCCUGAACUUCUUGUUGACUUGCAAGAUUAUGACUAUUCUUUGGAUAUGUGGAGCCUUGGUUGCAUGUUUGCAGGAAUGAUAUUUCGCAAGGAACCUUUCUUUUAUGGGCAUGACAACCAUGAUCAGCUUGUUAAAAUUGCGAAGGUACUUGGGACAGAUGAGUUGACUGCAUAUUUGAGUAAAUAUCAUUUAGAGCUUGAUCCUCAACUUGAUUCUCUUGUUGGGAGGCACAGCAGGAAGCCCUGGUCCAAAUUUAUUAAUGCUGAUAAUCAACAUCUAGUAUCUCCAGAGGCCAUUGAUUUCCUUGAUAAGCUUCUUCGUUACGAUCAUCAGGACAGGCUUACAGCAAAAGAAGCAAUGGCCCAUCCAUAUUUCUUUCAAGUGAGGGCUGCAGAGAGUAGCAGGAUGAGGACACAGUAGCAUCAUUUAAUUUGUAAAACGUACAUAAAACAGAACCGAUAUCAUAUGGGAAUGUAGUAUGUUUAUAGCUAUACGACCUUCUCCCUCAGUUGUGGAGAUUUAAGGUUGCACCCUCAUUUUAUUGUAUUAUGCUCAUCUUCUAUCUGUUUGAGAUAAUUCUAGAUGUCGACAUUUUGUCAUUAAUUAUUACAUCAAGUUAUGUAUUUUGUUGUUCUCAUCA
Molecule: messenger RNA, 1702 nt
Organism: Cornus florida
Lineage: Eukaryota; Viridiplantae; Streptophyta; Magnoliopsida; Cornales; Cornaceae
Product: casein kinase II subunit alpha-2
Exons: 10
Coding region: 274-1482 (402 amino acids)
Biological process (GO): protein phosphorylation
Cellular component (GO): cytosol; nucleus; protein kinase CK2 complex
Molecular function (GO): ATP binding; protein serine/threonine kinase activity
Source: RefSeq, a predicted model, not a curated record